AUGGCGCCGGAGUUCGAAUGGGGGCGACCUCGGAGACAGGAUUGUCGGCGGACUCGCUUCUGGCACUCGUCGUUUCCGGAGCUGCUGAGCCUGCUCCCGUUCGUGGCGGUUGUGCCUGUGCAUGAUGUCACCCCGUCCUGGAGAUCGAAGCUUCCACGGAAGUGGAACGAUCCAGAUCACCCUUUUUGCCCACGUGCAGUGGACAAUGAGUGGCUGCCCCCAACCAUCCUGCAAGCGCCGGUGGCCAACGUCUGCGCCAUGGAGGAGUCAGCGAAGGAAGCCGCGGCAGGGAGGGAAGGGGCGAGUUGA
This is a messenger RNA of Symbiodinium sp. CCMP2592, 309 nucleotides long. The record is from the annotation of a GenBank genome assembly. Lineage: Eukaryota; Dinophyceae; Suessiales; Symbiodiniaceae.